GAUAGAUGUCCCCAUUCCCAGCUAACUGGUACUCACGUACACGCCACAGAAAGUCAAAGAUUAGAUGCCACCCAACCGCCAGGGCACUCUUGAUCAACACAUGCGCUAUAAGUGACCCACCCAUCUUUCCUCUGUGCAUCUUUGCCAAGCAGCCAUGGCCAUGAGAGACCUCUGCAUUCUCACCACACUUGUCUCUUUCCUUGUAUCGUUAUCCUCUGUUUCUGCUGCAUACGACCACAGCUACCUUGCUAGAGGCUCCUCCAUCUCCACCCAGGAUGUAACCACCCCCAUCCUAGUGUCGCCCAAUGGUGCCUUCACCUGCGGCUUCUACAAGGUGGCCACCAACGCCUUCACCUUUUCUAUCUGGUUCUCGUGGGCAUCUGGCAAGACUGUCUCCUGGACGGCUAACCGUGAUGCGCCACUCAAUGGCAGGGGCUCCAGGCUCAUCUUCCACAAGAAGGGGGCCUUGAUCCUUGUGGACUAUAAUGGCAUGGUCAUAUGGAGCACCAACACAACCGCGUCCGGCAGUGAUCGUGCGAUGCUUCUCGAUAGCGGCAACCUUGUUGUCAUGGAUACAGAUGGGCGUCACCUCUGGAGAAGCUUCGACUCACCAACUGAUACACUUCUACCAUGGCAGCCGAUGACUAGAGAUACUAGGUUGGUAUCUGCUUCUGCUAGGGGUUUGCUCUAUUCAGGUUUCUAUGCCUUCUACUUCGCCACUAACAAUAUCCUAACUCUUAUUUACAACGGUCCUGAGACUAGUAGCAUAUAUUGGCCAGAUCCAUUCCACAUGCCAUGGGAUAAUGGUAGGACUACCUAUAAUAGUACCAGGUAUGGGGUUCUUGACCAGACAGGACGGUUUGUGGCAAGUGACCAGCUUAAGUUUGAAGCUUCUGAUCUUGGUGAUGAGACGAUGAGGAGAUUGACCCUAGACUAUGACGGUAACCUUAGGUUGUAUAGCCUAAACAUGACCAGUGGCAAUUGGUCAGUCUCUUGGAUGGCAUUCCCUCAACUGUGCAAAAUACAUGGACUGUGUGGAGCAAACAGCCUGUGCAGAUACAGACCAGAGCUAGAGUCAUGUUCUUGCCUUGAAGGAUUUGAGAUGGUUGAACCAAGUGACUGGAGCAAAGGGUGCAGGCGCAAGACUAAUACCACACCCUUUUCAUUUAGGAAGCUUACCGGAACAGACUUAUGGGGCUAUGACUUAAACUAUUCCAAACUGGUGCCAUGGUUGAUGUGCAGGAACAUGUGCUUGAACGAUACGGACUGCCAAGCUUUUGGUUACCGGAAGGGAACAGGCGAAUGUUAUCCAAAGGCCUUUCUUUUCAAUGGCAGGGACUUCCCAGAUCCUUACAAUGAUAUCUAUCUGAAAACUCAAGAGGCAGUAUGGUCUUCACCAGAAUUGGCUCCUGGAUUAAGACAUGCUUGCAAAGUUACUGAAAAGGAAGCAUACCCCUUAUCACAAAUGUUCGUGGGUGCCAAUUCCAGUUUCAAGUUUGGAUACUUUCUAUCUUCUGCAUUGACAUUGCUCGUUAUUGAAGUGAUCUUAAUCAUAGUUGGUAGUUGGAUUGUUUACAAAUGGGAGAGAAGACCAGAAAUUAUGGACGAAGGUUACAUGAUCAUUUCCAGUCAGUUCCGAAGGUUCAGCUACAAGGAGUUACAGAGGGCAACCAAGAGUUUCCAAGAAGAGCUCGGAAGUGGCACAUCAGGAGCAGUUUACAAGGGAGUCCUUGAUGAUGGAAGGGAGGUCGCAGUGAAGAAGCUAAGUGAUAUGAUGCAAGGAGAACAAGAGUUCAGAUCUGAGCUCAGCAUCAUUGGAAGAAUAUAUCAUAUGAAUCUGGUAAGAAUUUGGGGGUUUUGUGCUGAGCAAACUCACAAGCUAUUGGUUUCCGAGUUUGUUGAAAAUGGUUCAUUAGACAGAUAUCUGGUUGAUUAUCAGGACUUAACUUAUGUGCUCCAAUGGAGCCAAAGGUACAAUAUCGCACUUGGAGUGGCAAAAGGACUGGCAUAUCUCCAUCAUGAAUGGAUUGUGCACUGUGAUGUCGAACCAGAGAACAUACUGUUAGAUAAAGAAUUUGAACCAAAAAUUGCAGAUUUUGGAUUGGUUAAAUUACUAAGUCGAGGAACAGGAGCACAGAUGCUGUCAAGGGUGCAUGGGACUAGAGGGUACAUUGCACCAGAGUGGGCUCUAAAUCUUCCAAUAACAGGGAAGGCUGAUGUUUACAGCUAUGGUGUAGUGCUCCUCGAGUUAGUGAAAGGGGUUCGGGUUUCCAGUUGGGUAAUUGAAGGCGAGGGGGUGGAGGAAAUGUCUAUUCGAUGCUCUGCUGAGAUUCUUAAAGAGAAAUUGGCAGCCAAAGAUCCAUCAUGGCUCAUGGAAUUUGUUGACUGCAGACUGAAUGGAGAAUUCAACUACUUACAAGCAGCCACGAUGUUAGAGAUAGCAGUGUCAUGCGUGGAAGAGGAGAGGACCAAAAGACCUAGCAUGGACCAUAUCCUCAAAACUUUGCUUUCACUAGUGGAAUAAUGUUGCUUAGAUUUUCCUUUUACCAAUCUGAUGUGCAUACUGUGAGACUGGACAAGUGAAAAAAACAAUAGUUUUGUGUUGUAGCACAGAAUAGUGAAAUGGAGUCAUGUCAUGCGCGCAACUUUAAUAAAGUGCAUCCAAAAUCCUUAAGAGAGCCUAAUAAGAGCCUGUUUGGCAGGCAGGGCUCCAA
Zea mays is the source of this 2714-nucleotide messenger RNA. Its product is annotated as putative receptor protein kinase ZmPK1. Lineage: Eukaryota; Viridiplantae; Streptophyta; Magnoliopsida; Poales; Poaceae. The transcript has a single exon. The record is from RefSeq and is marked validated. Gene Ontology annotation, biological process: protein phosphorylation; recognition of pollen. Gene Ontology annotation, molecular function: ATP binding; protein serine/threonine kinase activity. The coding region runs from base 155 to 2524 and encodes 789 amino acids.